Molecule: messenger RNA, 2145 nt
Organism: Hippopotamus amphibius kiboko
Lineage: Eukaryota; Metazoa; Chordata; Mammalia; Artiodactyla; Hippopotamidae
Gene: ZCCHC17
Product: zinc finger CCHC-type containing 17
Exons: 8
Coding region: 128-901 (257 amino acids)
Biological process (GO): RNA stabilization
Molecular function (GO): RNA binding; zinc ion binding
Source: RefSeq, a predicted model, not a curated record
GGUGGAAGCUCGCUGACUGGGUCUUGGUGUUUCGCGCAAUGCUGCGGCUGGGAGACCUGACGCUGACACCGAGACACUUGAAUUAGCUUUAGCAGAAGAGAGAUGGAGGAACCAUAGAACAUUAAGGAUGAAUUCAGGAAGACCCGAGACCAUGGAGAACUUGCCUGCUCUCUACACUAUUUUCCAAGGAGAGGUUGCUAUGGUGACAGACUAUGGAGCCUUUAUCAAAAUCCCAGGCUGUCGGAAACAAGGUCUGGUCCAUCGAACUCAUAUGUCAUCCUGUCGCGUGGAUAAGCCCUCUGAGAUAGUAGAUGUUGGAGACAAAGUGUGGGUAAAGCUUAUUGGCCGAGAGAUGAAAAAUGAUAGGAUAAAAGUAUCCCUGUCCAUGAAAGUUGUCAACCAAGGGACUGGGAAGGACCUUGACCCCAACAACGUUAUUAUUGAGCAAGAAGAGAGGCGGAGGCGGUCCUUCCAGGAUUACACUGGGCAGAAGAUCACCCUUGAGGCUGUCCUGAACACUACCUGCAAGAAGUGUGGCUGUAAAGGCCACUUUGCAAAGGAUUGUUUCAUGCAACCAGGUGGGACCAAGUACUCUCUGAUACCUGAUGAGGAAGAGGAGAAGGAAGAGGCAAAGUCAGCAGAGUUUGAAAAGCCUGACCCCACGAGAAAUUCUUCUAGAAAAAGAAAGAAGGAAGAGGGGCCGUGUGCUACUGAGGAAAACUCAGAUUUCCAGUCAUAUGAUCUGCAUGCAGAUUCCAGCCCUGCCUGUGUGAUCUGGGGCAAGUGGCUUUCAACUUCUCCAGCCACGGAUACUAUCUCAUUAAAACAGCCAUGUGACAUAGGUGCUGUUCUCGUCUCUGUUUUACAUUUGAGGCGACUAGGCCUCCGUGAGGUCAAAUGACUUGCCCAAGGUUACAGAAGAGUAAUCGUAAGUAGCAGAGUCAUAACUCAAGUCUGGGUCUAACAUCUGGUUUUGUGUUUUGUCCACUGUUUCUCACAGCCAGCUCCCAAGACCUGGUCUAUCAGGCCGACUUACAGCUCUCAGGAUGCUGGUUGGAAGCCUAUAGGAGGAGCACGAGCCGUGCCCUCUUCUAUUCUCUCUUUUUCCCCUAGUCUCUUUUUCUUAGAAACCUUACCAAGGCAAUAUACAAAUUUACAAUUCAAGGAAGAGGUUUAUGCAGUUUAAAAACUGCUCCAAGAACCCUACAGAAGCCUGGGGACCUGUGUCUCAUCCUUUGUGUGCGUUUGUGCUGUUAAUUUGGCAGCAUAACGUGGUGGGAAUAGUGUUGAGAAAGUUCUUUCUGAGCGUUUAUCUUUAGCAGUAUACUCUUGAGAGACUGGUUGUGAAAGCUAGAGACGAUAAGUAGUCAAGGGCAGCAGGUGGGCCUUAUUCACUGACAGCAGUUAUUUUCCCUGGCAGCAGGGUCUAAUAGAGACCAUGCUGGGAGUCCUAAGUCUAUUUAUUAUUCUCUUACUCUUGGGCAUGCAAAGUACUGUCUGUAGACAGACUAGGUGAUCUCUAAGGACUCCUUUCAGCUUUAAUAUCCUGUGCUUUUUAAAAAUGAAUGUAAUAAAUGGUUACUUAAAAAAAAUGAAAAAGGACAAAGACCCUAGCUUCUCUGUAUUCAGUUCAUUCCUGAGGUAACACUUGUUGCCUGUUUGUGUCCUUUCCAUUGUUUUCUGUGUUUUUUAAAUAUAUUCAGGUAUGUUACAUACACAUUUUUUUAGCUCUUUAUUGGAAUAUAACUGCUUUACACUCUUAUACCAGCUUUUGAGGUACACCAAAGUGAAUCAGCUGUAUUUAUACAUAUAUCCCCAUACAUAUACAUAUUAUAUUACUACAUACUGCAUUGUGACUUGAUCCUUUUUCACUUGUUUUGAGCUCCUUUUUUUUUCUUGUUAGUACUUAAAGAUGUAAUUAUUUAAUUAAUGUUGUAUAAUUUAUUAAGUUAUUCCCUGAGUACACACCAUGAUUUUUUAAAAGCAAAUAUACACAUACAAUGUUGAGUUUUUAGGGUUUUUUUGGUUUUGGUUUUGUUUGUUUUUUUCAGGAGAAGAAGAAAAAGAAACAUAGAGACAGGAAGUCAUCUGACUCUGACAGUUCAGACUCUGAGAGUGAUACAGGCAAGAGGGCAAGGCACACAU